AUGGCUGCGAGGUUCUCUUCGGCAAGGCUCAGAACAUUCACAGAGGAUACAAAGGUUGGAAACACUCAGAAUGAUUCUCAGAUAGUUCUGAUCAUGGUGAAUUUGAACUCAAAGAUCAAGCACACGAAUAUCAAGAUGACACAGAAGAUCAACGGGAUAGAAAUGAAGGGCUUCAUUUCAAUGAUUCAUCUUCUGAUGCCCCAGCGCUCCCAAGAGCAACUCCGCAAUUUGCGCGAGAGAAUAUCAACACUUGCAGAGCAGCAUCCAGAUGCGGGGCAUCCUCAAAAUUCACAAAAGGAAGGCAAGGAAGUUGUGUCUCAUAAUAGAGAUAAAUCGAACUCACCUGGGCUCUCAAUGCUUGUUGUUCAACCGAAAUUGGAUAAUUUUGCAGGAAUGGACCAAGACGUCGGCUCCGAGCACAGGGUUGACCCUGUUGUCCAAACGCCCAGUCAUGUGGAUUUGAGCAGAUAUCCAAACGUCGGAAAUCACCACAGUGACCUGAGUUUUGAGAGUUCCGCUGCGAAAAACUUUGAGCACAGCAUAAUAGAGGGAAACUCAACUGUCUUGCAUCGUUCGAAAGGAUUCGAGCGACUGGUUAAGGAGAUGAAAGCAUACUUCGACUGCAAAGAAGACGGGCUAGUAGGAUGGUUCCUAGACCUCGAUGAGGACGGUGAUGGGCUUGUUACGGCGGGAGAACUUCUUGAUGAGAUCCAUACCAUGAGAUGCGACGUUGACAAAGAGGCUGCUGCGGAGCUUGUAGGCAUUCUUACAGAUGAGGAUAUCAAGGCAAUCUCACUUUCACACUUCUGGAAGUUCUUCAUGCUGCCUGAUCAGCGACUUCAUCAUAUAUUUUUUGAGGCGAGGACUUCUCAUUCGAAGCUUACGAGCUCCAACCUUUUGGGUCUUCUUCGCUUGUCACUGUAUGCUGUGUUCCACCACAUACUCCGAGGAGGUCGAAGAGCCCCAGCCUUGGAUUUUUGUCGAGCCGAAACAGUCGAGAGAUUUCUGCGGACUCAGGGGCGAGCCGGAAUCAUAAUAGCAACAGCAUCUCGGAGAGAUCAAGAAAGACUUUCUAUAGCCCUCGAAAAGAAAUUCGAGGUAGAAGGUCUGGCUGAUACCAAGAGACGUGAGAUUGUUUUUGUUUUCCUCUUCCACUGCAUGAUUUGUGUGCGGCAUUGGCUUAAGGGGAGGAUGAUAUGA
This is a messenger RNA of Guillardia theta CCMP2712, 1200 nucleotides long. RefSeq lists its product as hypothetical. Gene Ontology annotation, molecular function: calcium ion binding. The transcript is spliced from 11 exons. NCBI's taxonomy places the organism in Eukaryota, Cryptophyceae, Pyrenomonadales, Geminigeraceae. The record is from RefSeq and is a predicted model, not a curated record. Bases 1 to 1200 code for a protein of 399 amino acids.